Cladophialophora psammophila CBS 110553 is the source of this 516-nucleotide messenger RNA. RefSeq lists its product as uncharacterized. NCBI's taxonomy places the organism in Eukaryota, Fungi, Ascomycota, Eurotiomycetes, Chaetothyriales, Herpotrichiellaceae. The record is from RefSeq and is a predicted model, not a curated record. The transcript is spliced from 2 exons. Bases 1 to 516 code for a protein of 171 amino acids.
AUGUACCUCAGCAAGUUCGAAUCGUCAGGGUUAAUCCUCCCUCGACUAGACAAUCCAGCACGGUAUUCAAGGUUCCAACAGUAUAUGGACACGAAAAUGCUGCUGAUGAUGUUCGUUUCUCGGUUGGCGGAGCAAAUCAGUCCGGAUGAUGUUCUCAUCAACGUGUGCAACCCGGGAAUGACGGCCGGGACGGGCCUUGGAAAGGAUGUUAAGAACCCCGGAUUUGCGGCCCGUUUCUUCAUCCCACUUUUCGUGAAGACUGUUGGACGCUCCGUGGGAGCGGGAGCCAGUGUCUAUAUUCACGCACUGAUAACCGAGGGACGGAAGCGUCAUGGAAGCUUCAUUAGUGACUGGACCAUUAAACCAUACCCUCGUCUGAUGUAUACGCAGAAAGGUCAGAGCAUGCGUGAGAGGCUCUGGCAAGAAACGAUGGAGGAGCUGCAUUUCGCGUCAGAUUCGGGGUUUGCCGAUCUCUUCGCCUCCGGCAGAGAGAAAUUUGUCAACAAUCAGAAUUAA